Molecule: messenger RNA, 1014 nt
Organism: Phyllostomus hastatus (greater spear-nosed bat)
Lineage: Eukaryota; Metazoa; Chordata; Mammalia; Chiroptera; Phyllostomidae
Product: leukocyte-associated immunoglobulin-like receptor 1
Exons: 10
Coding region: 1-903 (300 amino acids)
Source: RefSeq, a predicted model, not a curated record
AUGGUUGCACAGCUCUUCAAGUUUGUUAAAGGCAUGGAAUUGAACCCUGAAAAUGGGGGGAUCCUGCCCGAACCCUCCAUCAGUGCUGAGCCAGGACCUGUGAUCCCCCAGGGACAGCCUGUGACCAUCGUGUGCCGGGGCCCAGCCUGGGCUGACCUAUUCCGUCUGGAGGAUGAGAAAAGAUCUGUCCUUGGGGAUCAGAUUAUGGUGCCUCUACGUGGCUCUAAUGGGACAGAGGCCAGAUUCCACAUCUCCGCAGUGAAGAGCACUCUGGGGAGUUAUUUCUGCUUCUACCUUAAAGGGUCCAGCUGGUCUGAGCCCAGUGAGAUCCUGGAGGUGACGCUGGCAUAUGAGGAUGUCUCCACUCCACCCUCAGGGCUGUCAACAGAGCAUCUUUAUAUUCUUGUUGGGAUCUGUGUGGCCUUUCUGCUUUGUCUCCUAAUAUUGGCCCUUCUCUUAGUCCACUGUUGGCGUCAGAAAAAAGGUGGGACCCCCAGCAGCAAGGAUGAGGAGCCAAGGCUCCAGGAGAGGCUCAGCCCGACAGUUGACCUCACAGAGAGCUCAGCAGAUGUGGCCACCACAGUGGAUGCACUUCCUGAGGCAAACGGAGACAUGGACAGCCCAAAAGAAGACGAAACUUGCAUGCCUGUUACAGGGAGAAUCGAGAGUCCAGGACCAGGCAACACAGUCACCCUAGAUUCCCUGUAUGUCCCUCCUCAUGUCCCUCCAUCCCAGAUCCUGCUGAUUUCCCUCCAUGUGUCCUCACAUGUCCUCACGUGUACCCAUUUCCCUGCUGGGGACUGUGUCCCCAAUCUGAGCUCCUUCACUCACCCCUCCACAGAGGCUAUUGGGGUGUCCAGGGGAUUCUCGCUGCCACCACUGCCCUGUCUGUCCUGCAGGUGAACUUAGAGAAAUAUUGAUUCUUUCCAUUGGAAACCCUUAAUUGGUUGGACUGAAGGUGCAUCAGAUCCCUUAUCAAUGUGUCUCUUCUGGCCGUGUCUACCUCCAGUCACC